CUGAAACAUUCGACGUGUUUCUCAUUCUCCAAAAUAAGCGCGUGAAUCGUAUCUAAUUAAAAAAAAAAAAAAAAGAAUUGGCGUUUUGCCUCCUUUCAUCAAAAAGCUUGCGUGAGCCAUCUUUUGCUCUGUUUGUUGAAAGCUCGAUUAGUUCGAUUCAUGGCGGAAUUGAGUCAAGCCGAUUUGGUUUACUCUCCUCGUUCGGUUCAACUAUGGAAUGUUUUGGUAAACUGGCUCGAUUUUUUCUAUCGGUUCUUUCUCAAGAUCCUUCGUGUUGAUGCUCAUCAUCAUUCACUUCUCUCUACCUCUCCUUCGACAAAGGAUGGUUUCAAACCUUUGUCGGUCCUCGAUUUACCGAAGAGUGAGACGGAAUCACCUGUUUCCAUUGAAAUCGCCUCCGAGAGAACCUCUACUGACGGCCAAGUCAGUACCAUCCAGAAACUAACGGUAGUUCUUGACUUGGAUGAAACACUAGUGAGUGCCUAUGAGACAUCUAGUAUACCUACUGCAUUACGUACACAAGCUAUUGAAGCUGGGUUGAAGUGGUUCGAGCUGGAAUGUGUAUCAUCAACCAAGGAAUGCAAUGGGAAGCCUAAAACCAGCCAUGUAACAGUGUUUGAGCGUCCAGGAUUGCACGAAUUCUUAGAACAACUCAGCCAAUUUGCACAUCUUAUUCUUUUUACCGCUGCCCUAGAAGAUUAUGCUAGACCUAUUGUGGAUAGAAUAGAUACAAAACGUGUAUUAAACCAUCGGCUUUAUCGUCCUUCUACGAUCAGCACGCAAUAUCGAGAUCAUGUGAAGGAUCUAUUAUGCGUUUCAAAGAAUAUGUGUAGGACUGUUAUUGUCGACAACAAUCCUUACUGCUUUCUAUUACAACCUUUAAACGGGAUUCCAUGUGAAUCGUUUUCCGCAGAACAGCCAAAUGAUACUCAGCUACUAGACGUUGUUCUCCCACUUCUUAAGCAACUUUCAGAAGAAGAAGAUGUAAGACUAGCGCUUUACGAUAGAUUUCACAUGCCUGAAUGGUUUGAGAAGCAAGGCAUACCACGCUCUUGCUGGACAUCAUCAUCACAGGAACACUAAGGCAUUGAAAUUUAUGUAUAGAAAUAUAGAAUAGACGGAGCCUGCUACGACGUCCAAACACUAUAUGUUCCAAUACUGGAGGAACUUAGGGCUAGAGACUUGUCUUAUGCAGUUAUGCUAAACUAGGUUCCACAUCUAUUCAUGGAGUGAGUCUGGAGUAAAGGGCAUUGGUCACUGUUUUUUUCCUAAUGAAGCCCCAGCUUUGCCAGAACUCAAGAUUGAUUUUGAGAGAUUGUACACGAAGUGUUGAAAGAGAGGGGAAAGCCAAGAAGGUUCUUGAGGCGCGGCUACAUUGGUGUAUAAUCUUGACAUCCCAGCUUGAAACAGGAACGCCAUACAUGCUUUUCAAGAAUUCAUGUAACCGCAAAAGCAAGAACUUCAAACAUGCGUGAUAGUCUGGUAGACCUACUGAUAUUGAUGUACAAAAGUCUUGCAGAUACAUUUUUCCAUUUGAAUCUCCAAAGGGCCAACAACUGAAUUAGGGUAUAUUUGAAAGUUGAAACUAUAUAUAACUUUGUACUACCAUGCACUCAAAGCAUCUUCAGAGCUUGCGGCAAGUGAUGGUGCCUAUGAGACAUAAAAAGGAUGAAAGGAAGCUAGUCCUGUGAGCAAGCAAAGCUUUUCAACCUUGGCUAUGGAUUUAUAUAUAAGCGGACCAUGAUAUAUUCUAAAUUUUGAUUGCUGGACUUACAUGAUCCGUUUCUUUAAGGUUUAGUUCCACUUAACCUUGGCGAAAAUCAUUUUAGGGAGGGAUAAACUACACAAUACUCGUAGCGAACACAAGUCACAAGAAAUUAAACAAAGUGAUAUAUGAAGCAGUGAUAUCCACCUUGGCUUCUUGCUAUCCUUAAGGAAAAAGAAAACUUGAUAGAUUAAUUUCGUGUUUAUAAAACCUGAAAACUCUCUUUAUUAAUGAUAACACCUUGUUUUCUUUUUAAGAACACCAAACAAAAAAAAAGAAAAAAAAAAACCCUAAAAACACUCACAUGCACACAAAACCAUACUAUGAAUUCGAGGUAGCUUUGGAUAUUCUUUUACUCAGCUUACCAUCUACAGGAUACUUAUGCCUAUUAAUAGCAAAGCAAAUCCGACGAGUCUUUUUGUGUCUAAACAUCCAAAUAGUGAGAAAAUCGCAAUGCAUCUUGAGAUCAUAUGCCUCCACGAACUCCCUCCAUCCCGCACUCUUCAAAACAGGUGUGUCCUGACGGUUACCCCACAUCUUGAACACCAUAUCAUGUGUACCAUGAGUCUUGACGUCAGGUCCAUACACUACAACAUCACGCCCAUCAAUCCCAAGUUUAUCUGUUUUUCCCAAAACAUCAUGGUUUUCCCCGGCUUCUUCCCUAACAGGAGCCUGCAGUGAUGAGCCAACACGUCGCUCUCCAUCAACUGCUUCCGAAACGGUUUGCUGCAAUCUCCCACCACAUCUGGAUCAGGGAAAAAUAUCGAUCUCGGAGGUUUUUCCGGCGUAUUGGCUUUCCAUUGGAGCAUGAGCUGUAGGGUUUCUUCGGAAUCGUCUUCCUUCACGGUUUUAUUCUUCUUACGACCCUCUUUUCUAUUCGUUUGGCUACACAUUUUCACUUCCAAUUCAUCCUCACUUACGAAUUCUUCUUCCUCUUCUUCGUCCUCUUCGUCCUCUUCUUCCUCAUCUUC
Messenger RNA from Camelina sativa (false flax), 2736 nucleotides. The record is from RefSeq and is a predicted model, not a curated record. NCBI's taxonomy places the organism in Eukaryota, Viridiplantae, Streptophyta, Magnoliopsida, Brassicales, Brassicaceae.